AUGCAACCGUCCAUGUUACUUGUCCUGCUUGGGACUCAUUUCACCGUGGGGCAGCAGCAGGUAUUCAAAGGCCUGGCCUCUGGAGUGGAUGCCCAUGACCUGGACGAUACUAAGCUUUACCACUCUGGUCUAUACAAUGGAGGUUUCCAAGGAUACGAUCAUGCCCCAGCUGCUACGGCCCAGGAAUCUCAGACCUGUCCCGUUGGUCACUACUUCAAUGGCGAACGCUGUGUUCGAAACCAGCAAGGUCACCCAUGCAUCCCAGGAUGGGUGUAUGACCCUCUCGCUGGGGAAUGUCAGCAUCAGGGCGGCACUCCCCCUCCCCCUCCCCCUUCAAAUUGCGAAUCAGAGAAGCAAAAAUGCGAAGCAAAUCUGUCCCAGUGUCGGAAUGAAAACGGUCUUCUUUCCAACCAGAAGCAAGAAACCGAGCAAAAGCUCACCACAUGCGAGCGCGAGAGGGACGAAUGUAGGAAGCAGCCGCCGCUGCCGAGUAACCCUGGAAAAUAUGUCCCUGAUCCUUCCGGUAAGGCAUAA
This is a messenger RNA of Aspergillus chevalieri, 534 nucleotides long. RefSeq lists its product as uncharacterized. The coding region runs from base 1 to 534 and encodes 177 amino acids. The transcript has a single exon. The record is from RefSeq and is a predicted model, not a curated record. NCBI's taxonomy places the organism in Eukaryota, Fungi, Ascomycota, Eurotiomycetes, Eurotiales, Aspergillaceae.